AAACUAACACAAUGACUGGUCGUGGAAAAGGAGGAAAAGGGCUUGGUAAAGGUGGUGCGAAACGUCAUCGCAAAGUACUCCGUGACAACAUCCAAGGCAUUACCAAACCGGCCAUCAGGCGUCUUGCUCGUCGUGGUGGCGUAAAACGAAUUUCCGGUUUAAUUUACGAAGAAACCAGAGGAGUUCUAAAGGUAUUUCUUGAGAACGUUAUUCGCGACGCUGUCACCUAUACGGAACAUGCAAAGAGAAAAACCGUCACUGCUAUGGACGUCGUUUACGCCCUUAAACGGCAAGGGCGCACUCUCUACGGCUUUGGAGGCUAAGAAAUUGAAAUUAUUUUAAUAUCAAAACGACCCGGUUCUUUUCAGAACCAAAACAUUCA
Molecule: messenger RNA, 382 nt
Organism: Onthophagus taurus
Lineage: Eukaryota; Metazoa; Arthropoda; Insecta; Coleoptera; Scarabaeidae
Product: histone H4
Cellular component (GO): nucleosome
Molecular function (GO): DNA binding; structural constituent of chromatin; protein heterodimerization activity
Source: RefSeq, a predicted model, not a curated record